CCCACGUGUCUCCAUCUCUCCACACGUACUCGCUCCCCAUUGGCUGAAUUGAUUCUAGCCAAUCACAAGGCUGGAAUGCGACAUUUAUGCGACCUCACUUUCCCGCCCUGGAGGGUCCCACCACUAAUGCCCUCAUCUGGCCAAUCACCUUCCACAUAUUAUCAUUUUUUUUUCAAAAGGGAAAUUCUUGCUUGUAUACCUGGGUAGGGUUUGUUUGGUUUCAAUCAAAUUGUGACUUUGACAUAUAAUUAAAUUAUGGGCAUUAUUGAAUUUCAUUUUCAGAAUAGCACUUAGGAAUCGUUUGACCGUAAGGUUUGUUUGUUUGAUUCUAAGCUCUUAGGAUUUGGAAGUGAUGGAAUGAGGAAGAGAUAUUGUUUGUUUAUAUGUAGUAGUAGAUAGAAGGGGGCGAACUCAGAUGAGUCAUAAGAUUACAUUUUUAUAAUGUUUGCGUAUGUCCAAGGGAACUUGUUCUACCUGUAUAAUGGUGGGAUACAAUGAUUUUUGUUGAUUGAAGAACCAUUGUUGUGGGUUGCUCCUAACUUGGUUGAAGGAGGGUUCGAGCACCGGUAUGAUGGCACUUGUUCUCCUUGUCUUAACCGCAUAAUGAUUCGUACACACGACACAAGUACACUAACUAUUACAUUUCAAAAAGAAAAAAGAAAUUUUUUGAGAACUAGUUUAUGGGUGAAUCAAGCAUUGCCUACUAUAUAUGUGAUUGGAAAGCUGCCAAUUUCUUUUACCUAUAUUGCUAGAAUGCUCAGCAUCGAGUAAAUCAUAUGGCUUGGGUUGCUCGAAAUUGCUCGAAAUCAUAUGAUUAUCUGUUCUUAUUGUAUUAUUCGAUUUGUUGUAAUUGUUCUACUUCUUUUGGAUGGAAUGAAAGAAAGUACGAUUAUUAAAAAAAAAAGAGCAAAUCAUAUGACUCAUAUGCAACUUCCGGCCUUACAACGUUGUUAGGCAUGGACUAACCAUUCAUGACAAAAUAUCAGAUGAAAGAUUUACUCCUUUGAGAGAGUAAAAUUCACUAUAGCAAAUUAAUAAACGCUAGCCAAACACGGCCUUAUAAUUUAAUAAAGAUUUUUUAUUAAGUUCAAUUCUCCGACUCUUUCGGCAGCCAGCGGACACGUGCAGGCUCUUCACCCGGCCACCGUGAUGCGCUAUUUGCUUUAGAUUAUCUUCCUUCUCUCUCUCACUCCCCACCUGAUAGAGAGAGAAAAACCACAGAACAAUAUUCCACAAACCACCCGAAAAAACCAACCGAAAUCUCCACCGCCGGCACCGGGAGACUGUAAAAUCCCUGAUCCGACGGUGAAGCGGAGGCAGGGAAACACCCUAGAUGGACGGCGGAGGAGGUGAUGGGUAUCGGCUGAUGAACUUCGCUUCGGGGCGCGUGCAAGAGGAGGAGCCGACGAUAAUCAGCCGGAUGAUGCUCAGAUUCCGCCCGAUCGCUCCCAAGCCGGCCGCCGGAGCAGGCACCGGAUCCUCCGCGGCCAGGCUAGUCCCCAAGGUAAGGACGAAGCGUAAGUACGUUAGGGUUAGAGCAGCUGCGCCGCGGAAGAAGAAAAGCACCAAGAAGAAUAACAAUAAUGAUAAUAGUAACAGUAGGGUAGGUGGCGACGGCGGAGCGGCGGCAGAUCUAGGGUUUGUGCAGCUCCCGGCAACUCUCCAGCUCCUUCCGGAGGCUUCCAAGCUGGAUCGCCACAGAUCUGACGUCAAAAUCUCGGAUCCGGUACUUAACCUUCCCGUGGAAGACAAUAGUAACAGUGCAAAAAAUAACCGCGGAAGCAGCGACGACAGUUACGGCGCCGCCGUGCUGGAUCCGGAGACGGCGGAGGUGGAGACGUGGGUGACGGCGGAAGGGGUGACAGGCGGGUGCAUGGACGUGGCUGAGGGACAGGGUCUGUUAGGGAUCCGAAUGAUGGAUCUGCAGGAUGACACGUGUCCCGCUUUCGUUUCGGACGGCAAGGAUAAGGUUCGGUGGGUGAACCAGGCGUAUAGAGAGAUGGUGGGUGCGGCAGCAGGCGAGAAGGGAGGCAGUGGUAAUAAGGUGGUAGUGCGGCUAGUGGUUGCGGAGAAGUUGCGACCUUACUUCCAGGGGUGCCCAGCUUUUAGCUGCUGGGUUGGGGUCAGGUUUAGGGAUAAUAGUAACAAUAACGGAAAGUGGUCUAAUGUAAGGUUUCCAUGUGAUGUGUGGAAGAUGGAGGAGGAAGGGUGGUAUGGUUGGAGGUUGGACACUAAGGUUGCUCUCAAAUUGGGUCUCUAGCCUAAGCUAUGGUUAAGCUUUUAAGUGAAGUGACCCCAUGAAAUGGUGAGUAAGACUAAGAAGACAAAGGUAAAAGGUUGUUUUUAAGUAUGUUGAUAUGUGUGUGGGUUGUGUGUGGCACAUUAUAUGACCCUCCCUUGCUACUACUACUACUCUCUUUGAUAAUUUUUGUGUAAUUGUAUAUAAGGAUGGAUGGAGAGGACAAUAUUGCUAGAGGGUUAUCUCUCUCUCCCUCUCCCUCUCUUUUCUUCUCAAAAACUAAGAGAAGGAAAGUGUAGUAGUCAUCAAGGUAUACAAAAUAAAAGGUUGAUGCUUUUUAGUAUAUAUGGUACAUUUUCUCAAAUGAUGGUUGGUGUGUGUGUGUUUAUGGAGUGCAAAGUGUCAAUAGGUGAGAGAUUGGAAGGGGAUGGGGUAUAUAUUGGUUAGAUGAUAUCUCAAAGUUUUUGUUUUAAAUGAGGAAUUAGGUACCAAGUUUCACUAUCAAAGUUGUUUGUUGUUUCUGUGCAUAUUUAUGUGUGUUGUGGGGUAUGUUAGGCAUAUAUAUUACGUACCAAUUAGCAAGCUACAAAUAUAUGUAAAGCUUGGAGGAUGGGGAAGGUUAGGUGAUAUGUUUGAGUUUCCUAGCUAGCAUGUGUUGGAGUGGUCCAAUAGCAAUAUGGGUAAUAAAGUGUUGUUGGUUUGUGAUCGUGAGUACAACGGUAUAGAGCUUAACUUCCCGAUAAUGACACAUACUGAUUCAUUCAUUCAUUCAUCUCACUCUUUGUUCCCUAGACGUAUGUAUCUCUACAUGCUUUUUGGAGCUUUUCUCUUUGAUGUUUGUUUUGCCUUUUUUUUUUUUUUUUUUACAAAGGGGGAUGAUAGUUUACUUGCAAUUUAACAGGGGAUGAGGGAAAUCUUGAAUUUGUGUUUGGGUGUAUUGUGUUGAUUUUUGUUUCCUAACUUCAAGGAUCAUUUUCAUAUUAUCAGUAGUUCGGUUGAUGAGUUCUUUAAUCAUUUUUUUUAAUAUUAUAAAUAAAAUAAGAUUAAGUAUUUAGAGCAUGACGUGAUUUAAGAAUGCAUGUAUAUUUGGAGUAAUGUAUCGAUGUAUUAAUUGAUGUGUUUUCUCCUAAAAUGUAUACAUUUCAAGAUAUAAUGCAUUUCUAAAAUUUUAAAUCUAGUGAAAUUUUAGGAGGUUUCCAAUAUUAUAAUGCAUUUUAAAGAUUUCAAAUUGAGCUAUUGAUUCAUAUUUCGUUUUAUCUUUCCUAAUUCUCCAACAAAAAAUAUAAUUAAAAUCAUGUAAUAUUUUUGUGAACACCGAUGAUCAUAUAUAUAUAGCCAACUGUUAUAUGUUCAUUAGUGUCGAAGAGGCAAUCUAAUGGGUAUUGGGAAAAAUGAAUAGCUAAUUACUCCCAAAAUUAAAGCUCUAGAAAAAAAUCAUACUAAAUUAGAACCAAUUUU
Linum trigynum is the source of this 3697-nucleotide messenger RNA. Lineage: Eukaryota; Viridiplantae; Streptophyta; Magnoliopsida; Malpighiales; Linaceae. The record is from the annotation of a GenBank genome assembly.